CGAUACUUGCAUUGUCUCAUUGGGUUUUAUCGACGACAUCAGCCAACCCAUCGAAACACAUACGAUGGCUGAUAACAUAUGCAACUAUUGCUAGCGUGAUCUUUCGUUUUGAAGUUGUGCUGACGCUUGGUCCGAUCCUUUUGUAUACCUCGAGGAUACACAGGAUCGGAUUUACGGAAGUCGCCGUCGGAGCAAGCGUUGGACUGGCGAGUUUGGUAACGUCAUUAGUAAUCGAUUCAUACUUUUGGCAAAGACCAUGGAUGUGGCCGGAGGGUUCGGUAUUCUAUUUCAAUGCCAUACUCGGAAAAAGUGUUGAAUGGGGUGUUUCCCCAUUCCAUACUUACUUCACUGUGUUCAUUCCAAAAUUAUUGGUGGCGUCCCUUCCUUUGAGUAUAUUUGCUCUAAUUGUGGAUGAGCGUACACGCUUGUAUAUAUCACCGAUUAUCAUAUUUGUAGCGGGAUUCUCUUUACUUGGACAUAAGGAGUGGCGUUUUAUUGUAUAUGUGGUACCAGUAUUCAACCUAUGUGCUGCCAUUGGGUGGAGUUGGAUCGAACAAAAAGCAUCCAAAUUAUAUAGAAUUGUCAGAUACAUCAUAAUUGUUGCACUAAUAAUGAGCUUUAUAUCGAGUACUGGGAUCCUCAUAAUUUCAAGUUACAACUAUCCUGGCGGUGCGGCACUUCUUAAAUUACACAAUAUCGAGAAAAACUAUAUUCGAGAAACUGAUCCGUAUCUCCCACGAUCAGCUCGAGUGCAUCUAGACGUAUAUACUGCAAUGACAGGAGCAUCACGAUUUGGGGAAUUAAGAAAAGACUGGAUUUAUUCAAAAGAGGAAUCUCACUUUACUCCGGAAGAUUAUUCCAACUAUACUCACAUACUCACACAUACUCCGUUAUUCCAUGAAGAUCGUUUUAUAGUAGUAGAUAUUGUUUACGGAUACGAGAAAGUGAAAAGAAAGAGUGUGAAGGAAGUGAUUGAAACAUUGGGAGAUAUCACCACGGGAAAAGCAGAUGGGGAAAAAAUCAAGAUGAAUUACGAUGGUUUUAAAGUGUUUGCCGCAGGAUUAAUCGAUACUGCCUUUAGAUUAUUUCCCAUCGAGAUCGUAAUUGAGCCAAAAGUAUGGAUUAUGAAGUCGAAGACUGCCUAA
This is a messenger RNA of Paraglomus occultum, 1145 nucleotides long. Lineage: Eukaryota; Fungi; Glomeromycota; Glomeromycetes; Paraglomerales; Paraglomeraceae. The record is from the annotation of a GenBank genome assembly.